Messenger RNA from Hirundo rustica (Barn swallow), 4350 nucleotides. RefSeq names its product prolyl 4-hydroxylase subunit alpha 1 (gene P4HA1). The coding region runs from base 165 to 1772 and encodes 535 amino acids. The transcript is spliced from 15 exons. Gene Ontology annotation, biological process: peptidyl-proline hydroxylation to 4-hydroxy-L-proline. The record is from RefSeq and is a predicted model, not a curated record. NCBI's taxonomy places the organism in Eukaryota, Metazoa, Chordata, Aves, Passeriformes, Hirundinidae. Gene Ontology annotation, molecular function: iron ion binding; procollagen-proline 4-dioxygenase activity; L-ascorbic acid binding. Gene Ontology annotation, cellular component: endoplasmic reticulum.
GGGGCGUGGUCCGAGGGGGCGUGGCCAGAUCGCCUAUAAGAAGCCCGGCGGGGUCGGGCGCGCUCCAUUGGUGACGCCCCCGGGUUGAGCGUGUGUUGCUGGUGUUGACCACGCCUAGGCGCUCCCCGUGCUCAGGUCUGUGGUGAGGUGAGAGCUGUUGAGCAAUGGCAUUUAAGGUUUGGUGUGCCCUAGCCCUGGGAUUUCUGCUGCAUUUCUCUUGUGCCCACACGGACUUCUUCACUUCCAUUGGUCAUAUGACAGACUUAAUUAAUACAGAAAAAGAUCUGGUCGUGUCACUCAAAGAUUAUAUCAAGGCAGAGGAAAGCAAGCUGGAGCAGAUCAAAAAAUGGGCAGAGAAGUUGGAUCAGCUAACAGCUACUGCCACAAAAGACCCGGAGGGGUUUUUGGGCCAUCCUGUGAACGCAUUCAAGUUGAUGAAACGGCUCAACACAGAGUGGGGUGAACUGGAAAGCCUGGUCCUCAAGGACAUGUCAGAUGGCUUUAUCUCCAACAUGACAAUCCAGAGGCAGUUCUUCCCGAAUGAUGAGGAUCAGACUGGUGCAGCCAAGGCCCUCCUGCGGCUCCAGGACACCUACAACCUGGACACAGAUACGCUCUCAAGAGGGAACCUGCCAGGUGUGAAGCACAAAUCCUUUCUAACAGCUGAAGAUUGCUUUGAGCUGGGGAAGAUUGCCUACACUGAGGCUGACUACUACCACACGGAGCUGUGGAUGGAGCAAGCCCUGAAGCAGCUGGAUGAGGGAGAAGUCUCCUCUGCAGACAAAGUCUACAUCCUGGAUUACCUGAGCUAUGCUGUGUAUCAGCAGGGGGACCUGGGCAAGGCCAUGGCACUCACCAGGCGCCUCCUGGAGCUGGAUCCUGAACAUCAAAGAGCAAACGGGAACAUGAAAUACUUUGAAUACAUCAUGGCUAAAGAAAAGGAGGCAAACAAGUCCAGCACAGAUUCAGAAGAGCAGCAGGAGAAGGAAACUGAGGUUAAGAAAAAGGAUUACCUGCCUGAGAGAAGGAAGUACGAAAUGCUGUGCCGUGGGGAGGGGCUCAAAAUGACUCCCCAGAGACAAAAGAGACUCUUCUGCCGCUAUUAUGAUGGUAACAGGAAUCCCAGAUACAUCCUGGGCCCUGUAAAGCAGGAGGACGAGUGGGACAAGCCUCGGAUCGUUCGCUUCCUGGACAUCAUCUCUGAUGAAGAGAUCGAGACUGUGAAGGAGCUUGCAAAGCCCAGGCUGAGGCGAGCCACCAUUUCAAACCCCAUAACGGGAGCCUUGGAGACGGCACAUUACAGAAUUAGCAAAAGCGCGUGGCUCUCAGGGUAUGAGAGCCCGGUGGUGUCUCGCAUCAACACCAGGAUCCAGGACCUGACAGGGUUGGAUGUCUCCACAGCAGAAGAGCUGCAGGUAGCCAACUACGGCGUAGGAGGCCAGUAUGAGCCUCAUUUUGAUUUUGGAAGGAAAGAUGAGCCAGAUGCUUUUAAGGAACUGGGAACAGGCAACAGAAUUGCUACUUGGUUGUUUUAUAUGAGUGAUGUGUCAGCAGGGGGAGCCACCGUCUUCCCUGAAGUGGGAGCUAGUGUUUGGCCAAGAAAGGGAACAGCUGUGUUCUGGUACAAUCUCUUCCCAAGUGGAGAAGGCGAUUACAGCACACGGCAUGCGGCCUGCCCGGUGCUAGUGGGAAAUAAAUGGGUCUCCAAUAAGUGGCUCCACGAGCGGGGGCAGGAGUUCCGCCGACCAUGCACGUUAUCGGAGCUGGAAUGAGCAGCCUGGCCUCCUGUGUACUCAGUGUGUGGGACAUGCACACACCUGCCAGUUUACAGCUGACUAACAAACACUCCACUACAGGUGCCAGCUGUGGACAGGACAAACAUGCUUUUAGUUCCCUCCAAAUCCCCCCUGAAGUUUAUCAUCAGAAAAUAUUGAGGUUGACAAGUGUUACUGAAAAAAAAAAAAAAAAAAAAGACAAAAUACAGGCAAGGGCCACAACUUAACAGUGUUGUUCUUUCUGUGUGGUGUUCCUGUCACCAUCAUCCCUCUGAGCAGUGUGGGCAGCCAGGAGUUGUCUGGAUUCCUCCUCACACCUGCCAGGCUUAGGACAGGAUGAUUGCCUGGGAGGGCUUCUUCUAAGGAAUGCUGAAUUAAACCCACUCCCAUUUCUCAAUUCCCAGACACUCGACUCUUUACUUUCCUAGAGUAGAGUGCCUCACUACUGCAGGCAUGUUUUGUUUUUUUCUCUCUGGAAAACAGGUUAUUAGCAUGUUUUAGCCUGGUUCUCCACUUCCACAAAAGCCCCACUUUUUAAACUUGUCCUCCUUCUCAGACUGGGUGGAGAAUUUGGCUCUUAAUCUUGACCACAUGAGCCAGCAGUUCCACAGGCAGAGUCAGGAUGCUUCCAGUGUCAGAGCAGCCUGGGGUCACCCACACCCCAUCUUCCCUCCUCUUCUGCAAUGUUUGUCCACACAAAAAAAUGCUACUUUUGUUCUGUCCUGUCAGCCAGCUCUUCCCUCUGCUCCUUGGGCAGCGGGGAUGGGGAUGUUCCCAUCUUCAUUAAUCAGAAUUGUUGUGCCUUAGGACACUGGAAUUUCAAAUUGGUUCUGAGACUUCAGGUGCUGAGGUAACACAGAGUCCUCACAGAACACCUCCUGCCCUCGUCCUCCUCCCAGCUCUCAAGGUUUCAGGAGAAAGUCUCAGCUUAUUUAUAGUCCUGAAGCUUUUUUUAGAUGGCAUGCUCACUCCCUGAACCCUUUCCCUUCCACAGCAGGAUUUUUACCAAAAUAUCCAAAUAUCUCACUAGCAUGAAGACAAAAAACAAAGGAAGCUGCAACUGCCUCUACCUAAGCAGUCCAAUUUUCUGGAUGAUGAUGAUUUUACUGAUUUAGGGGUCAAGCCUCAAGUUCUUACCAAGGGAAAAAUUCCAAUUUUGGUUAAUUGGUUUUUCUGCCUCAAUAAAAUCUUGACAUUUGAGCCAAAAUGUAUAAAACCUAUUCUUAAAUGUGCUAGAAAUACCUCUGGAUUAUUGGGAAUGUAGUUUAAGGUACUAUAGUUGGAAGAACUGCACACUUUCAGAAGACACUUUAAAAGGUUGGUGCUAGAAAAUAAUUCUUAAAUUUCUACUGAGUCAGGUAGCAGUGGGACCCACAGAACUGCCCCUCCUUAGCCUUGCACCUUCCUGAAUUUUGCCUGGCUUUAGCAGCUGGAAAACAAGGUCCAUCCAUAAUAUGAGAACACAAAGUCUCCACAGUCCCACCUCACAGCUGUACUGCUCCUUUACCAAGAGCAGGAGCUGAUCAAAAUAAAUUCACCUCAGAACUGCAUUAGCAGAGCUGAUCUUUAAGCACUAAAUUGUAACAGUUUUAAAAAACCCACACUCAUAUGAUUUGUACCUACCUGAGUUUUCUCACUUUUUCAUCCAUCUCUCUUCCUAUCCAUAGUUCUCUCUUCCCUCUUUCCCAUCUCUUAGUUUGUUAAGCUCCAAAAAGGUAACCAUGGCUGCAGGUACCUCCCACCACAUGCCUGCAAGUAAAAGGGUAAAUAAACUGUGGUGUUGGGAAAUCCUGCCUUUGGGGCAUCCAUAAAUGCUUGUCGGGAAGCCAGUCCUACCUAGUAAAGAAGCACAAAACAAAAUCCCUUUAUUACCAUCAAGAACAGGUGUGGAAAACACCUGCAUUUGCUCUUACCAUCUCUGUUCAAUAAUCACCAAAGCAUGAAAAAAUGCCAGAGUUGGGGAAUUUUGCUCAGCAGUUCCCUCCCUCGCCUCAAUACCAGUGAGUACAUCUAGUGUUAGUCUCAGGCAUUGCUUGGGGAGAACAGAUGUUCUGGAGCACUGUUUUAAAGCAGUGAACCACUCACAGAUAAUUCUUCAAGAAAGACUUUUCUACUUUUGGCAGUAGAGAAUUUUACUUGGUUAAAGUAAAAAAAAAAAAAAAAAAAAAAAAAAACUCUCAAAUCUCGAGUCUGCUGAGGCACAUCAGGAAUGUUUCAGAUUAUGACAAGGUUGGCUUAGAUUUUCAAACUGCAGACAAUCUGUUCCUCUCCCUUCACUUCAGUGGUGUCCAUGAAUCCAGUGCUGACUGUGUAAGGGAUUACACUGGUGCUGCUGCUUCUGCCUUAACCCAUAAUUUCUCAGAGGGCUUUUGGAUCCCCAGCAUGGCUCCUGUGUGAAUCUAGUUUUGUAUUAAGCAUGAUUGAAAACUGUCUGGGUUCAUCGUGACUGACAACUGAGAAACUGCCUUACUGUUACCUUUUUUUUUGUAAUAAAAUUUUUAAUGUUAAAAAAAAAAAAAAAAGUGAACAGGCUUAAAAUAAAAGCCACUGCCAUUAGCAGUGAGAAAUCCUCCAC